Symbiodinium sp. CCMP2592 is the source of this 1620-nucleotide messenger RNA. The record is from the annotation of a GenBank genome assembly. NCBI's taxonomy places the organism in Eukaryota, Dinophyceae, Suessiales, Symbiodiniaceae.
AUGGGUGCUUUCGCUUCGUCGCCCAUCGACGCCGUUCGUGUGGAACGCCGCACCUCACAAGGGUCCUGUAAAUGGCGCACUGCGGUGGCCGAAAUGCAGGGCUGGCGCAUCACUCACGAGGACGCGCAUUUCCUGGAGGCCGGCCACGAAGGCUCCGCGAGCGCCUUCUUUGGGGUUCUGGAUGGCCAUGGCGGGAAGAAGGCAGCCUUUGCUGCGGCCUCGCAGUUGCCAACCCGCCUGCGCCAAGCGGUCGACGGCGAUGGAGGUCAAGAGCAGCUGAAAGAGCGUGUGAGCAGUGCCUUCGCAGAGGUGGACCAGAACCUGAAGAGCAUCGGCGGUAUGGCUUCCUGUGGUAGCACCUGUGUUGCUGCCGGUUUGGAGGUGAAGGACUCGCAGGACCCCAACAUCUUCAGCUGCUUCCUGGCUAAUGCUGGCGAUUCCAGAGGCCUCCUGGUGCAGCUCCGUCAGGGUGCGGAGCCUGUGAUUGUCGCGUCCCAAGAUCACAAGCCUGACCUGCCAGCAGAGCGAGAACGCAUCUCGCGCGCCGGAGGAUUCGUGACUGGCCCCUCCCGGAUGAAUCCGGACGUCGCGCGGGUCGAUGGCAAUCUUGCUGUGUCGCGUGGCUUUGGUGACUUCGAUUUCAAGAAGAACCCGGACAAGGAUUCCACACAGCAGAAGGUCUCCUAUGUCCCGGAGCUCUUCUUCGCCGAUCUUGCUUCUGGUGACCUGGUAAUCCUGGCUUGCGACGGCAUCUUCGAUGUCAUGAGCUCCGAAAAGCUGGUGGAGGAACUCUUGCAGCACCUUGCUGAGGGCCGGGACUUGGGUGAUGCUGCUGAAGCAGUGCUGCACUCCUGCCUGCUUCUGGGUUCCAAAGACAACAUGACCUUGAUGGUCUCUCAGCUCGGUCCGCCCAGUUCGGAAGGAGCGUGGGAAGAUGGAGUGUCAAUCUCUGGGCUCUCCAGCUUCCAUGACAUCAAGGACAGAGAUCUUCAGAAGCUUCACUUCGACUUCCUGGAGCACUGUGCCCAGCUGGGACCACUGCCUGCGCCGGAGCGGGCGCUUUACGAGGAGGUGCGAGAGCGGAUGAGGGCCGAGAGCGAUGUGCAGUCGAGACUGGAAGCCCUGGUAGAGGAGCUCCAGCCAGGGGAGACACCCGCAGGCGCGCUGCGGAGACUUCGCCCCAAGAAGCGCAAGGCGAAUGAAAAGGAGAAGUCGGCCGAGGACGACAGGUGCAGCUUCACACGAAUCUCGGAGUUAUGUGACCAGCUCGUGUUCGACGGAAUUGCGUCUGUCUACGAGGCUUCACGCGCUGAGCUGAUGAAGCUUCGCAGCGUGAAAGCACGCGGUAAGAUGAAGGCCAAAGCUGCCAAAAAAGCAGGUCCAGGCAAGGAUGCUGAGGUCGGAGCCGCUAAAGCUGCGGAAGAUCCGAGUUGCGAGAACUGGCAGUAUCGCUGGUCGGCUGGCGACGAGCAAGGAGUGGUCUUCGGCCCCUUCCGUCGCGACAUGUUGGCAGAGUGGAAACGCCUGGGCUGCUUCACCGCAGAGCGACCCGCGGAGUUCCGACGCGUUGGGGAUGAAGGUGAUGCUUGGUUGGAUUGGAGUGAAGUGAGCUUCGACUAG